AUGGCAGCGGUUAUAAACACUGAGCUGGAUCCAGUUUUCCUCAAAGCACUUGGUUUCCUUCACUCUAAGAGCAAAGACUCUGCUGAAAGACUGAAGGCUUUACUAGAUGAGUCUUUGUGCAAGGGCCUCGACUCUGGUUAUCGACCUCCUCAAAAGGUAAGAUACGUGGAUUUGAUUCAUUUAUGGCAGCUUUCCAAGCAUGUACCUAAACCAAAAUCAGAAGCCAAAGUAAACACCAGUACUACUAGUAGCAACAACCUAAGCAAACCACUGCCGUCAGAGAAGAUUAAGAAGGAAGCUGAGAAGAGAUCAGCAGAUAAGAUGAAGUUGGAUAUUGGUGAUGCUGUCGAUUUACCAAAGAAACCUCGUUUGGAGAAGCUAGAAGCUCGCUCCUCCCCAAACCCAGCACAGCCCAGCAAGGACCUGCCUAUUCCUGAUCUGUCUAGUUUUGAUGAAACUAAUGCUGAUGACUUUGCCAUGGAGAUGGGUCUUGCCUGUGUGGUCUGUCGACAAAUGACUGUGUUUUCUGGUAACCAGCUUGUGGAAUGCCAAGAGUGCCACAACCUCUAUCAUCAGGAUUGCCACAAACCUCAAGUCACAGAUAAGGAUGUGAAUGACCCUCGCCUGGUUUGGUACUGUGCCCGCUGUACUAGGCAGAUGAAAAGAAUGGCACUAAAAAAUCAGAAGCCAACACAGAAGCCUGCCUCUUCUAUAGCAUCGGCAGCAAUACCAGUUGUAAAGGACACAUCCACCAUCAAGCCUGAACUGAAGCCUAAGCCAGAUUCUUCAACUUCCUUCCUAGCUUUUAAGAGAUCUGAAGUUAAGGUCUCCUCUACAACCUCUGGAAAUUCCUCCAACUCUGGGUCGUCAUCUUCUGCUGCAAGUGGUCUUACUGGCUGGGCAGCAUUCGGAGCCAAGACUGCCAGUGCAGUGCCAGUAACCUCAAAGCUUGGAAGCUCAGCACAGACUACUAGUGGUAAACCUCCCACGUUAUCUUCAGGUCAGAAAACAUUGGGUUCAACUGGCCCAGCACCUAUAAAGUCAGGCUCUGCAUCUAAGCCAGGAUCAGGCAACAGCAACACAAGCUCUUUACCACUAAAGCCUCUACCACCACUCGUUCUGGGAAAGACCAGCCUCAGCCGUUCUAUGAGUAGUGACAAUGUCAGCAAAACAGGCCUGCCUAGUCCAAGCAUUGGUUCAUCUGGAAACAAUUUGAGCAAUCAGAUGGGCAAUAAUGGAGGGGGAAGCUCUGCAGGAAGCAGUGGGAGCUCUAGUAGCAAGGCAGCUGUAGAUCCCAGCACACAGCAGUCUGGAGCCAAGGGUCCUACUUCUCAAGAUUUACAGUUAACUGCCAUGAAGCGACUUCAGAUGGUGAAAAAGAAAGCUGCACAGAAGAAACUAAAGAAGUGA
Staurois parvus is the source of this 1410-nucleotide messenger RNA. The record is from the annotation of a GenBank genome assembly. Lineage: Eukaryota; Metazoa; Chordata; Amphibia; Anura; Ranidae.